Molecule: messenger RNA, 2379 nt
Organism: Ananas comosus (pineapple)
Lineage: Eukaryota; Viridiplantae; Streptophyta; Magnoliopsida; Poales; Bromeliaceae
Exons: 3
Coding region: 52-1614 (520 amino acids)
Source: RefSeq, a predicted model, not a curated record
UCUCAAAUAGUCAAAUUCUCAAAUUAAACAAAGGGAAUUAGGCCAGCAAGCAUGGCGGCGGAGACGGAGUAUUUGGAGAUUACGCUUUGGAUGAGCGAGGAUGGGGGGAGGGUGGUGUACGCGGACGCUGACGGCGACUUCGUCGAAACGCUCUUCAGUAUCCUCACGAUGCCCCUCGGCAAGAUCGUCAGUCUUCUCUCCCCUAACGCGGCUGGCGGUCCGCAGCAGCCUCCGGCGCUGGGUUGCAUGGGCAACCUGCACGGCAGCGCCCGCCGUAUCGGCAAACAAGGAUGGCUGCGCACCGCGGCGUGCCAGUCCAUGCUGCUGUCCCCCCGCAGCGCUUCGGAGGCGGCCUGCGAGCAGUUGAGGAUCAACCCGCAGCGCGCUUGCUUUCCGAACAUGCUGUACGCGUGCCCCUCGCCGCCCUGCCUCACCGGGCCCAACGCGGCCUUCAGUACGGUCCCGGGCACCCUCUGCCCCUGCGGCCGCACAAUGUCCCGCGCGGUCCAGCAGCCCUUGGAGAUGAAGAGCCCGGAGGACUGGUUGAGGAAGAGAGCGCAGGAGUACUGGGACGGCGGCUGCGGCGGUGGCGGUGGGGAUGACGAUGGCGGAGUCUUUUUGAGGGGGGGAGCAGGGUUUCGAUAUUUGGUGACGGACGAUCUGCACGUAAUGAGGAGCAGCACGGCCGGCUGCAUGGAGCUGCUCCAAAGGCCGUGGCUAAUUAAGAUCACCGAUCCCGGCCUUCUCACCAGCCGUCGAGUGAAGCUUGGAAGAGGCGAGGUUUGGGAGUUGCUGGAACGGUCGCUGGUCUCCACGACGCCUUUGUCGGACGUCUUCGCGGAGAAGAAAUCGUUGGGUCCGAGUCCGAAGGUGUUUCAUUAUCAGCAUAUCAGGUCUCUUCUGAAAAUUAGGGCGGCGAAAUCGGAAACGAGAAUAACCAUAAAUCUUAUUCACGACAAGGCCAAAAAAAAGGUAGUUUACGCGGAAGCAGGCGAAGAUUUCGUGGACCUCAUAUUCAGCUUCCUGGUGCUGCCACUCGGGUCCGUGAAACAAAUCGCCACGGGAAUAGAAUUUGGGUGCGUCGACAACUUGUACCGUAGUGUGUGCCUGCUGCACGAUCACCUUGUGCCCAACCGCAGGUUUGCUUUGACGGUGCCGGAGCUGAUGCCGCAUCACCGCGCCGAUAAGGACAUGUUGCUUGUCGAGGAAAUGCCCCACGAGCUCCGGAGGGACCUUUUAUGUGGGGCUUGCAGCAAGGGGGAGCGGCAUGAGUCUGCAGAUCCACCGGCGAGAGGGGGCGUCCGCUUAUGCGCAGGUUCGGACAAGUGCGGAGAGACGUCUUUGAUAUCGCUGAUCAAUCCGAAGACGCCGGUCUCGUCCGGACAGGACGUGAGAAGGCGCGGCGGAGGGUACGUGAAGGGACCUAGUAAGUUUCUGGUGACGGACGACAUGCGCGUGGCACCGUACUCGAGCACCUCCGCUUUGGAACUAGUGGCUCAUAUCCACGAUCUGGAUCUGGGGGUGACGGAGGUCUCUGUAGGCCCAGCUGAGGCCCUGUAUGUUCUGAAGGCUUCUGUGAUAUCCACCACAGCUUUAAGUGUUGCCUUUCUGUAGCAAGUCCAAGAGAAAGAACAGAACACCAGCAAUGCUAAGUGCACGCUACUAGACAUCUUUAUUUGUUACCCAUUUUUUCCGCAAUCCUUUAGGGGCUUUCGUCGAAAAAAGUUUUUGUCAUGCGACGCGCAUGGUUGUUUAGUUAGUAACUUUGCUUGAAAGAGGGAAGGGCCGUAGACGUGCAUGGUUGUUUAGUUAGUAACUUUGCUUGGAAGAGGGAUGGGCCGUAGAAACUAUUCGAUAAGUUGUAAUUCGUCUAGUUGUCCGAACUGAAAGCUCAGAAAACUAAUUACCAAAUCUCUGAAGUGCAGAAAAGUGUUUGUACAUUUAUCUUUGUUUUUUCGAUGCCGUUUUCUUCCGAAAAUGAUUUCUAUUGAACUUUUUUUUCUUUUUUAUAUAUAAAAAAAAUAUGUCCUUUGCAGGUAUGAGUUGGUACAGGCUGACCUUGCAGUUGCUCGAUUUAGCGAGCUCUCUGUGAUUAAUCUUAGAAGAUUGUUUGCCGUCAGAGGAUCGAGUUUUAUGGAUCUACAGAAGCAGCCUGUAGAGAACUCACCUCCUAAAAGAAGGCUGAGGAUAGACACCAUUUUUUAUUUUUUUAUUUUUUUUUUUUUUUGUCUUUUACACCUUAGUUUCCUAGCGCUUUUUGUUGUUCUUUGGUUGUGUAUAUAAUACAUAAAGUGGGUGCUUAUGUGGCCUCAUUAGCAUUUAAUUUUCACCAUUUGAAAUAUGUAUAUAAACUUACUGUUAUAAGCAGCUUUAUUCUUU